This is a messenger RNA of Prunus mume (Japanese apricot), 2002 nucleotides long. Its product is annotated as Pentatricopeptide repeat (PPR-like) superfamily protein. Lineage: Eukaryota; Viridiplantae; Streptophyta; Magnoliopsida; Rosales; Rosaceae. The record is from RefSeq and is a predicted model, not a curated record. Gene Ontology annotation, biological process: RNA modification. Gene Ontology annotation, molecular function: RNA binding; protein binding.
AUGAAGCUCGUCUUCAAACGCCAUUGCAGCUCUCUCACAUCCUUAAAUCUACAGAGCACCAAAAACCCAUCACCCAAACAAUCCCAAAUCCUCCGACUCUGCAAGCUGGGCUUACUCUCCGAUGCGAUUCGGGUCCUGAACGCCAUUGAUUCCGGCGAAAUCACCCUUAAACCAAUCCUAUACGCUUCGCUCUUACAAACUUGCACCAACGCUGUUUCAUUCAACCAUGGCCUCCAAAUCCAUGCGCAUGUCGUUAAGUCUGGCCUCGAAACCGACAGAUUCGUUGGGAACAGCUUGCUUUCUCUGUAUUUCAAGUUGGUUCCCAAUAUGUCCGAGACUCGGAAAGUGUUUGAUGGUCUUUUUGUUAAGGAUGUGAUAUCAUGGACUUCGAUGAUAACUGGGUACGUUAGGGCUGGAAAGCCUGGAAAUUCAAUUGAAGUGUUUUAUGAUAUGUUGAAGUUUGGGAUUGAGCCAAACGCGUUCACUUUGUCUGCCGUGGUUAAAGCUUGUUCGGAGAUUGGGGACUUGAUGCUGGGCCUGUGCUUUCAUGGAGUGGUGGUGAGACGUGGGUUUGUUUCUAAUCAUGUUAUAAUUAGUGCUUUGAUUAAUAUGUAGGAUGAAUUGACUGAACCAGGUGCUAUAUGCUGGACGUCGGUUAUUUCUGCGUUCACAAGGAGCGAUUUGUUUGAGGAAGCAUUGGGGUUCUUUUAUUUGAUGCAUAGAUAUCAUGGGUUGUCUCCCGAUGGUUUUACGUUUGGGACGGUAUUGGCUGCUUGUGGCAACUUGGGGAGGCUGAGGCAAGGUGGAGAAAUGCAUGCUAAGGUAAUUACAUAUGGACUUUGUGGAAAUGUGGUUGUUGAGAGUAGCUUGGUUGAUAUGUAUGGAAAAUGCGGGUCAGUAGAGUAUGCUCAACGUGUCUUUGAUAGGAUUCCCAAGAAGAACUCAGUUUCUUGGUCUGCGUUGCUAGGAGUGUAUUGUCAAACUGGAGACUUUGAAUCUGUCAUUAAGCAUUUCAGGGAAAUGGAAGAGGCUGACCUAUACAGUUUUGGAACUGUUCUUCGCGCAUGUGCAGGUUUGGCGGCUGUACAACAAGGGAAAGAAGUGCACUGCCAGUAUGUGAGAAGGUGUGGUUGGAGAGAUGUUAUUGUAGAAUCAGCUUUAGUUAAUCUUUAUGCAAAAUGUGGUUGCAUAGAUUUUGCCCGUAGAGUUUUCACGCAGAUGCCAGUUAGGAAUUUGAUAACAUGGAACUCAAUGAUUUGUGGGUUUGCUCAGAAUGGUGGAGGUGCAGAAGCUCUUAGAAUAUUUGAUAGGAUGAUUAAGGAGGGGGUUAAGCCCGACUAUAUCAGCUUUAUUGGGGUUCUUUUUGCUUGUAGUCAUGCAGGUUUGGUUGAUCAAGGGCGAAACUAUUUUAUCUUGAUGACAAAGGAGUACGGGAUUAAACCUGGGAUUGAACAUUAUUGUUGCACGGUUGAUCUUCUAGGCCGUGCUGGGCUACUUGAAGAAGCUGAGAAUUUAAUAGAGAAUGCAGAUUGUAGGAAUGAUUCUUCCCUUUGGGCAGUUCUUCUAGGUGCUAGCACAAGCUGUUCGAACUCCACUACAGCAGAGCGCAUAGCCAAGAAAAUGAUUGAACUACAACCUGACUACCAUUUGAGUUAUGUUCUUCUAGCUAAUGUGUAUAGAUCAGUAGGCCGAUGGGAUGAUGCCUUGGAGAUUGGGAGGAUAAUGCAAGAUAGAGGGGUUAAGAAGACGCCGGGUAAGAGCUGGAUUGAAUCCAACAGUAAAUUGGGUUCUUUUCUUCCUGCGGGUGAUGUGGAAAUUCCAAGAAGAAUAAAUUUUCCUGUUGUUAUGGAUAUUGUCUAAAAGUGAGAAGAAAUAGGAGUGAACCAACAAUCCACUGUCAACCCAUCCUUGAUAAGAUACUCACAUUAUGCAAUUCAAGAAAUGGUUGGUGGAGACAAUUGCAUUGAUGCAUUCUUCUUAGCUUUUCUCACUUCGAUAUACA